Saccostrea echinata is the source of this 2086-nucleotide messenger RNA. RefSeq names its product NADPH oxidoreductase A-like. Gene Ontology annotation, molecular function: oxidoreductase activity; FMN binding; flavin adenine dinucleotide binding. The transcript is spliced from 14 exons. The coding region runs from base 97 to 1968 and encodes 623 amino acids. Gene Ontology annotation, cellular component: cytosol. NCBI's taxonomy places the organism in Eukaryota, Metazoa, Mollusca, Bivalvia, Ostreida, Ostreidae. The record is from RefSeq and is a predicted model, not a curated record.
UCAGAUUGGGGGAAGUAUUGGGGAUGGUUUAUCAAGUUUAUAUCGUGUAUACCGUUUUCAGCUAUUGACAUUUUUAGUGGAAGAAGGUACGUGGUCAUGCUGGAAUGGAUUUUGAUUGGGAUACUGUUUAUUUUGACGUAUGUUGUUCUAACCUUAACAACCACAUCAGGCAGUCAGUAUGCUGACAACAGUAUUGAUGCAUUCAUCAGUAAAGGCAGUCCAGCAGUGAAGGGGAGACAACCAAGAGAAACCAAGUACAAGAAGGAUUAUACCACAGAGGGACAACAGAUUCUGGUGUUGUAUGGGACAGAGUAUGGCUUCAGUGAAGAGGUGGCCAGGAAACUCUUUGACAGGUUAUCUACCGAGUCCUUGUUGAGAGGAACAUUAUGGCAGCCUCGACUGGUCAAUGUAAAACAUUAUCAACACAUCCAUUGGUCAGAAGAACAGCUCUGUUUACUGGUCAUUUCCACCAGUGGCGAUGGUGUUCCCCCAACAGAUGCUCUUCCAUUUUAUGAGAUGCUGAUGAAAUCUUGUGAAGAUUUUAGUCAUCUACAUUAUGCAGUGUUGGCUCUGGGAGACUCAAAUUACCCACAGUUCUGUAAAACAGGAAAAACUCUGGAUAAAAGAUUUUGUGAACUGUUGGCUGUUAGAGACUUGGAUUGUCAGACAGUUGACAUGGAGGACUGGGAAGUCAUUUCUGAUUGGAUGAACAGAGUGAUGGGAGUGGUCAGUGAUGCUGACUUGAAGGUCAGAAAGGAUUAUCUCAGUGUCAGUUCACUGGGAGGGGAUGAGGGACAUAACAGGACCAACCCUUUCUUCUCAAAGUUAAUGGUGAAGCGAUUGCUGACAUAUGUAGAGCAUGACGAUGACAAGGCUACUAUUCACUGUGAAUUUGACAUUGCAGGAAGUGGGCUGACAUGGAUCUCAGGUGAUGCAUUGGGUAUUUACCCACAGAACAAUCCCUAUAAUGUACAAAGGAUUUUACAGACUCUCGGUUACAGUGGAUUAGAGAAGAUAGAUAUACAAAACCACAGUUUGCCUGUUAAUAUUGAAGGUACCAUAACAAGCAAAGAGAUGCUGCUAAAAUAUCUGGAUAUAAAGCAUGUGAGGCCUGAGUUUUUAGAAAACAUCAUGGAUUUUACAAGAUGUCCUUUACAGCGAAGAGCAUUGGAGGACCUCAUUCACCCACAACUUGCUUCAAAUAUACGAGAAUAUCUGUUGCAAAGGGAGAUAAUUGAUAUUUUGGAGGAGUUUAAAGUUGAUGGCCUACCUGUAGAAAAAUUCCUGUCUCUUUUGAAGCCUUUACAGCCCAGAUACUACUCCAUAUCAUCAUCACCUCAAAGUGAUUCCAAUACUGUGUGUGUAACAGCUGCUGUGGUUAGGUACGCCUCAUUGGACAAAUGUCGGGAGGGAGUAACCACCUGUUACCUUCAAAACAGGCUCCAGCUAGGGGAUCAGUGCCCUGUGUUCAUAAGCAGGAACCCAGACUUCAGGUUACCUAGCAACACCAAGACUCCGCUCAUUCUGAUUGGUCCAGGAACCGGAAUAGCUCCAUUCAGAGCAUUCUUGCAGGAAAGAGCCUUGAUAAGUGAAGAGGACAGAGGAAUGACUUUACUUUACUUUGGAUGCAGACACAAAAAUAAGGACUUUUUGUACAGAGAAGAGCUUGAAAAAUGGCAAGAGAAUUUUGGGUUACAUCUCAGGAUAGCAUUUUCUAGAGACCAAAGGGAGAAGAUUUAUGUUCAAGAUUUACUCUUAGAAGAUAGUGUCUUAGUAUGGAGUCUUAUCAGCAAGGAAAAUGCUGCAGUAUAUGUUUGUGGAGAUGCUAAGCAUAUGUCACAUGAUGUUCAUAAAACUUUGUUAGAGAUUAUCAUUACCCAAGGGCAGAUAACUCCUGAGGAGGCCAAACUUUACCUUUCAUUAUUGGAGAGAGAAGGCAGAUAUCAGAUCGAUGUUUGGGUCACAUGAUCAGUAGUAACAUUUUACAGUCAGGUGCUUGGGAACAGUGCAAUUAUUGAUAUAAGUGUUCUGGAACUUCUUUGAUACCAGUGAUACUUUGGUUCAGCACUUAUACAUAAAAGAGCGU